AUGGAGGGAUUUGAGAUGGCCUGCAACAACAGCAGCCACGCCGGCGGCAUUGACCGCCUGAUGAAGCUCUACUAUCUGCCGGCCUGCUACAGCCUCAUCUUCAUGGUGGGCCUGCUGGGAAACACGACCUCGGUGGCCAUCUACCUGACAAAGCUGCGUCCGUGGAAGAGCAGCAGCAUCCUCAUGGUCAACCUGGCGCUGGCCGACCUGCUCUACGUGCUCACCAUGCCCUUCCUGGUCUCCUACUACGUCCACGGGGACUCCUGGGAGCUGGGCGACUUCAUGUGCCGCUUGGUGCGCUUCGGCUUUCACUUCCACCUGUACGGCGGCAUCCUGUUCCUGACCUGCCACGCCGUCUUCCGCUGCGCGGUGGUGGUCCGGCCGCUGGGGUCAGCGCAGGUGCAGCGGAGGUCCCGGGGCGUGGCGGCGUGCUCGGCCGUCUGGGCCCUCGCGGCCGCCGGCCUCGCGCCCAUGUGGAAUGUGAUAUCCCUGCGCACGGGGGACAACCGGACGCGCUGCCUGGACUUCGCCAGCACCGAGCCGGUCAGCGGGGUGCGGCUCUACAGCUGGCUGCUGGCCGGGUUGGGGUUCCUCCUGCCCCUGGUGGUGGUGUUCGCCUGCUACAUCUGCAUGGCGAAACAGCUGGCCAAAGGCCCGGAGUCCACCAGCUCCAGCCGGAGGCGCGCGAGGCGCGCGAUCGUCCUCGUCCUGGCGGUGUUCGUCGUCUGCUUCCUCCCGUACCACGUCCUGCGCGUCCUGUGGAUCGAAACCCAAAUUCGCGAGACAACCCCCUGCACCAGGCAGAUCGUGCACACGGCGUACAUCGUCUCGAGGCCUCUGGCCGGACUCAACACGCUUUUUAACCUGGUUUUGUACACCUUCUCGGGUAGGAAGUUCCAGAGGGCCCUCCGGGGCAGUUUUCAUUGGGAACGCUGGCUGGACAAGGCCAGGUCACUGCUCCAACGGCCAGCCACCAGCAGGGCGGGCAGCAGCCACUUUUACUUGCCGAGUAGAAUAACCUUCCUGCCCGACCAGCAGUGGCCAUGGAACAUCCUGUAA
Menidia menidia (Atlantic silverside) is the source of this 1059-nucleotide messenger RNA. The record is from the annotation of a GenBank genome assembly. Lineage: Eukaryota; Metazoa; Chordata; Actinopteri; Atheriniformes; Atherinopsidae.